This is a messenger RNA of Lycium ferocissimum, 1090 nucleotides long. RefSeq lists its product as uncharacterized. Lineage: Eukaryota; Viridiplantae; Streptophyta; Magnoliopsida; Solanales; Solanaceae. The record is from RefSeq and is a predicted model, not a curated record. The transcript has a single exon. The coding region runs from base 394 to 825 and encodes 143 amino acids.
AACUUUAAUGGAGUUAUAGCCAUUGAUAGUAUUUCUAUCAUUUGGUUCCCUCUUUUCCACAAUACAUUCAAUUUUAAGCAACCUCCACUUCUCAUUUUGCUUAUAAAAUCCCAUUCAAAGCACAAACAUCCCCUCAUUCAAACCAAAAUUCUUAGUUCAGUUCUCCACUUAACGACUGAAAAUAGAAUCGAUCAGAUCGAUUCUAUCGAAUUUGACACUGCUCCAUUACCUCAUAAAAUCCCAUUCUAAGUGCAAACAUUCUCUCAUCCAACCAAAAUUCUUGGUUCGGUUCUCCACCUGAACGACAAUAAGAUAGGAUCGAUCAAAUUCUAUUGAGUCUGACACCGCUCUGUUACCUUAUCGGUAUCACUUCGAACAACUUUAACAUUACCAAUGGCUUCUUGUCUGUUCUUUCUUGCUAUUUUUUGCCUACCCUUUAUUGUUAAAGCUCAAGAAAGGUCUCCUCAUGGCCUUGCUUAUGAAAGCCCUGUUGCAUUUUCACCAGAAGCAUACUCUUUUUUUCACCCUGAGACUCAAAAACAGAACAGUACUACUACUGAAAGUUUAUGUGAUAAUAAUAAUAGUACAUCAGAAUCAUCAGGCUGUUCAAGAUUUCCUACAGCAUCAAGUUUGCAGUCUAAUUUAGCACAAGAAAGUUUGUCGAAGCCCCAUGAGGAUGGCGAUAAGCGAAUGGGAGCUGGUGGGAUGGUUGGGAUCGCUCUCGGCUUUGGGUUUGUUAUUGUGUUGGCUUGUGGCGUUUACUAUGCAGUGAUUGCACGAAAACGCAACGAGAGCAAAGGCGUUCCUGUCCAGCUCAAUGUCUGACUAUCCAAAACUGUUGCAGCACACGUGUCGGGCCCUCUAGAAGUGCUACAUUUGGAGAAUUUGACACGCAUCUGUCGAUAUUUUUGAAGAGUCCGAGUAACAUACAUCACAAUAGGCUUUUACUAAUAUAUCCAUCCCCUGCUGCUUCAUCUCAUUGUUCCAUCUUUCGGUUUGUUAGAUUUCCUACUUAUAUGAUUUGGGAUUGUGGGAUGUAACUAUUGUUUGUAUUAGUUACUGAUAUAAUAGUACAAUCAUUUAGUGAUUA